Messenger RNA from Petromyzon marinus (sea lamprey), 1952 nucleotides. Its product is annotated as beta-arrestin-1-like. Lineage: Eukaryota; Metazoa; Chordata; Hyperoartia; Petromyzontiformes; Petromyzontidae. The record is from RefSeq and is a predicted model, not a curated record. Gene Ontology annotation, biological process: signal transduction; G protein-coupled receptor internalization. Gene Ontology annotation, cellular component: cytoplasm. Gene Ontology annotation, molecular function: G protein-coupled receptor binding.
UCCGCUGCACGGAAUCUAAAAAGCUCCAUCUUUCUCGCAUUGACGUACGUUUGUGGCGAAUGUAGUUAAGCGACACACAACAACACAGCAAAAGCAAACGCCACCACCCUCCCCCGCCAGAAAUUUGUAUUUUUUUUAUUUGCUUAACCCCCCAAAAAAUAUAUAUAGUGCGACAAGGAAACGAAAUAGGGGGUUGUGUGUGUGUGUGUUUGUGUGCGCGCGCGCGUGCGUCUUUAUAGAAUCGCUUCGUAGAGCGGUGGUGGUGGUGCUGGUGGUCGGGCGUCCCCUAACGUAUCGUGAGGAGGCUUGGAAAGGUGACGCGGCACUGCUUCAAACGUCCCCCGUCAUGGGAGACAAGUCCGGAACCCGGGUUUUCAAGAAAUCCAGCCCAAAUGGAAAGGUGACCGUGUAUUUGGGGAAGCGAGACUUUGUGGAUCACCUGGAGCACGUCGAUCCGGUCGACGGUGUUGUUUUGGUCGAUCCCGAGUACCUGAAAGAGAGGAAAGUGUUCGUGACGCUGACGUGCGCCUUCCGCUACGGGCGCGAGGACCUGGACGUGCUGGGCCUGACGUUCCGCAAGGACCUCUACCUGAGCACGGUGCAGGUCUACCCGCCCAGCGGCGGCGGCGGCGCCGGCGGUGGCGGCGCCGGCAACGCCGCCGGCAAUGACGGCGGUGGCGGCGAGGAUGGGGCCAAGCCAAGCACGCGCCUGCAAGAGCGCCUCAUCCGCAAGAUCGGGGACCACGCUCACCCCUUCACCUUCCAGUUACCGCAAAACCUGCCAUGCUCCGUCACUCUGCAGCCUGGGCCCGAAGACACCGGCAAGGCGUGCGGCGUGGAUUUCGAAGUGAAAGCUUUCUGCGCGGAAAACCUCGAAGAGAAAAUCCACAAAAGGAAUUCUGUGCGUCUGGUGAUCCGCAAGGUGCAGUACGCUCCGGAGAAACCGGGGCCACAGCCCACGGCGGAGACCACGCGCGUCUUCCUCAUGUCGGACAAGCCCCUACACCUGGAGGCCUCGCUUGACAAAGAGAUUUACUACCACGGGGAGCCGAUCAACGUCAACGUCCACGUCACCAACAACUCGAACAAGACGGUGAAGAAAAUCAAGAUCUCCGUGCGACAGUUUGCAGACAUCUGUCUCUUCAACACAGCCCAGUACAAGUGUCCGGUGGCCGUGGAAGAAGCAGAUGACACAGUGGCCCCCAGCUCCACGUUCUGCAAGGUCUACACCCUCACCCCGUUCCUGGCCAGCAACCGUGAGAAACGCGGCCUCGCCCUGGACGGGAAACUCAAACACGAGGACACCAACCUGGCCUCCUCCACCAUAGUGAAGGAGGGCGCCAACAAGGAGAUCCUGGGCAUCCUCGUCUCCUACAAGGUCAAGGUGAAGCUCGUGGUCUCGCGAGGAGGAAUUCUGGGUGACAUAGCAACAAGCGACGUUGCGGUGGAGCUGCCCUUCACCCUGAUGCACCCCAAGCCCCCCGAGGAGUCCAUCUCACGUGCAGGCUCAGUGGCGCCCGACAGCGAUGCGCCAGUCGACGCCGACUUGAUCGUCUUCGAAACAAACGGAGAAGCGUGGGACGAUGACAUCGUGUUCGAGGACUUUGCGAGGCAACGGCUGAAGGGGGCCAAGGACGAGGAGGAGGAGGAGCCGCCGCCGGACUCGCCCAACGGGAAGUAGGAGGGGGCGGCGGCGUAACCGCCGGUAACCGGCGGCAACCGGCGGCAACCGGCGGCAACCGGCGGCAACCGGUGGCGGCGACGAUGGCGACGACGACGAGCGGCAUUGGGGUUGGGGGGGGAGUUGACGGCACCCGCGAGAAAAAAAUAAACGGAAUAUUUUUUAUUUUACGCGCGCUGGGUCCAGUGGCUCCCUUGCCUCCAUGACGACGAUGACGACGACGACGACGACGACGACGAUGAUGACGACGACGAUGACGACGACGAUGAUU